Zea mays is the source of this 1415-nucleotide messenger RNA. RefSeq lists its product as uncharacterized. The transcript has 2 exons. Lineage: Eukaryota; Viridiplantae; Streptophyta; Magnoliopsida; Poales; Poaceae. The coding region runs from base 177 to 899 and encodes 240 amino acids. The record is from RefSeq and is a predicted model, not a curated record.
CGAACGCUGAACUCCAAGCAACCGCAAAAUAACCACCGUUUCCUUGCAGCCCGCGAAUCUUCGUCUCCCUUCCCCACCCGACACGGCACACCACUCUCCCUCCCUCCUUCCCUUCCCCUCCCCUCCCUUUUUUCCCUCCGAAUCCCGCUCGCGAACCCUAGCCAGCCUUCCGCGAGAUGGACGACGACUGGGAGCUCCUCCUCGCGUCCCCCAAGGCGGCCUCGGCGGCCGAGCCGUACGCCGGAGGCGGGGAGGACGACGCCGGCGCCAUCAAGCACGACUACUUCGACCUCGGCUCCGACGCCAAGUACCCCCGGAGGGCGUCGCUGUCUACGGGGGACGAGGAGGAGGGCGCGGAGGAGGGGCUUCUCAGGGCGUCGGACAACGCGAGCUGGGUGGAGCCGGACCCUGACGACCUUCUCUUCCCCGGCCGCGACCGCGCGGCGCUAUGGUCGGACUCGUCCUCCGACGGGGAGAGGCCCGAGGUCGAGGCCACCGAUCCCGUGGGGCGGGCCAGGGAGGAGGGCGGGGUGAUGGCGGCCGCGGCUGAUGGGGUGGAGGGGGCCGUGGCGAAGGGAGGAGAACACGUCCGGUGGUGGAAGCUGCCGCUCGACGCGCUGCGUGUUUGGGCGAUGCGCGCGGCGAGGAGCGCCUGUUCGGUGCCGUUCGCCGUCGCGCUGCUCGGAUUCGCUGUGCUCGGGCGCCGGCUGUACAGGAUGCGCCGCCAGAGCAAAGCCGCCGCGCGCGUCCGCCUCGUAUUCGACGAAAAGGCCUCCCAAUUCAACGGCCAAUCGUCACGUCUGAAUGAAUCCACGACGAUGAUGCGCCGAACUCCUUUCAUAAAACCUAUGCUUCCUGCCAAUGGAGUGACUCCAUGGCCUGUGCUGGGGCACCUGUGAGAUGUGUGAUCAGUGACGUGAUAGAGCUAAUAAUACAGCUGCCCCAAGCCCUGCAGAGACGCUCACACUUGCUACAGGCCGGCAUAUUAUGCAAUGCCCAGCAGCAGAUGUACUGGCUGCUUGUAAUUCGAAACCACGCACUUGUGGAAGACCUUGCAAGCUUCCGUUCAUGCAGAAUGAUAUUUAGGCCUGAUCUAGCUUAUGCUUCUUUUGUGUAUAGCCACCCAUGUUUAUAUUUCUAUUUUCUGAAUCCUUGUAUCAUCGACUUAUGUGCUGGAGAUGUAAACGAUUGAGUACUGAGUACCCAACUAUCUAUAUGUAGUGUGAUGUAUCAUGUAUAUGACGAUUACCCUUAGGCCCUGUUCGGUUGUUCCGGAUUGGAGCCCCGGAUUAAUUCUUAGCCGGAUUACUUCUCUAAUUUAUAUAGAUUUUGAUGAGCUGAAAUAAAUCCUGGCUCAUUCCGGUACAACCGAACGGGCCCUUACCCAUAAAUCAAUACACGUGGAAGUUAGAUUA